CAAACAGGCUACGUUAUGCGCGAGGUUCUAAUGUUGGAGAAGGAGUUCGAUGUGUUGGUAUGUUGGACGGCAGUGGACGGCGAGCUCGUGCGCGGUGCACUGCUGCCCACGCUCUCUCUCAAGUACAAGUACAGAGUGCACGCCGUGUUGCUGUCCACGCAGCCCGAUACUUGGUACAGUGAGCUAGUAGGCGAGGCGUCCCGCUGCCGGUCGCUGGUGGCAGUACUGUCUCCCGCACAACACUCGCCGCAGCAGCUGCUCACCGCGCUGCGACAGCUCAGGGCACUGCCACUGCCGCCCGUCGUUGUUCUAUUACAGGAUUUGCCAAAGCUGAAGCGCGAGGCGAAGGAGGGCGGCGAGAGCCUGGUGUCGACGCUGCGCGGCACGCGGCUGGUGGCGUGGCGCCACGUGCACGAGCGCGCCUUCUGGACGGCGCUGCGCCUGGCGCUGCCGCUGCCGCCCGCCGCGCGCGCGCGGACCGAUACCAAAACGAACCCCGAACAAGACGACAACAAAAACUCGCGCUCGGGCAGCCUCACCGCGCUCGUAUAACUCUGCCGGCAGCUACCGCGACUCAGUGUGGACGUGACCUUUAGUGUUUGACACUGCGCUCGGCGCCACACGCCCUGUGCUGCCAAUUCGUAUGAAGACUGUGAGUAGUUAAGCUAUUUGUAAUAUUCAAAUAUCACAUUACGUAAUUAAUUAGUUGUAGGUCGAUUUGAAACCUGUAUACAGUUUUCUAAGAUCUCAGUAUCUUCUUCGUCUGAUUACUAUAACAUCGUUUCGUGUUUCCAUUUCUCUCGUGCCAAUGGAAAUCUAUCAUGACAAUUUAUUUUAAGUUUGCGGUUGUAUUCCACUAUUUAUUUUUAUUUAUCUCUUUGUCUUACCUUUAUCGUUGUGUAUCUUUCUGUUUCUAAUGUAUUCGCGGAUGGAUGCCGCAUUAGGUUGUGUUGCGGAGUGUCGCGCGCACGGCGACGACUGUUAGGUUAGGACUUUAAUUUAUCUUCUCUUACUGUAGUAAUUUAUGUUGUGUGUAAACAGCGGAGUGUAAUUUGUGUUGCGACGAUUCAGGGUUCUGUGAUAAUCGAAGUGUGGGUGUUGUUAUAGAGACGGUAGUAUAUAAACCAGAAACAAACCAAAA
Messenger RNA from Trichoplusia ni (cabbage looper), 1141 nucleotides. RefSeq lists its product as uncharacterized. The record is from RefSeq and is a predicted model, not a curated record. The coding region runs from base 16 to 552 and encodes 178 amino acids. The transcript has 5 exons. Lineage: Eukaryota; Metazoa; Arthropoda; Insecta; Lepidoptera; Noctuidae.